CUCUGGCAGGCAGCGGCUGGGAUGAGGCGCGGGGGCGGCUGUGGGGGCAGAUAGCGUCCCGCGGGGAAGCGGCCGAGUGGGGCUCGGAGCAGAGGCGGGGGCCGCCCGGCAGCGCCAUGGCGGCGCAGUGCGACCCGCUGAGCGGCUACCUGCCGCAGCCGCUCUCCGACCCGGGCUCCAACAGCGAGCGGAGCGCCGACUCCCCGCUGCCCGGCUCCGAGGAGGACUCGGCUGGCCCACGGCCCCUGCGCAGCCCCGAGUGGGGCGAGGAGCGAUUCCGGGUGGACAGGAAGAAACUGGAGGCCAUGCUGCAAGCUGCUGCUGAGGGCAAAGGCAAAAGUGGGGAAGAUUUUUUUCAGAAGAUUAUGGAAGAAACGAACACACAGAUUGCUUGGCCAUCCAAGCUGAAGAUUGGGGCAAAGUCCAAAAAAGAUCCCCAUAUUAAAGUCUCUGGAAAAAAAGAAAAUGUUAAAGAAGCUAAGGAGAAGAUCAUGUCUGUCUUGGACACAAAAAGUAAUCGAGUCACCCUGAAGAUGGACGUUUCACAUACAGAACAUUCUCAUGUGAUUGGCAAAGGUGGCAAUAACAUUAAAAAAGUGAUGGAAGAAACAGGAUGUCACAUCCAUUUUCCAGACUCAAAUAGGAAUAACCAAGCAGAAAAGAGCAACCAAGUGUCUAUUGCAGGACAGCCAGCUGGAGUGGAGUCUGCCAGAGUUAGAAUACGGGAGCUGCUUCCUUUGGUACUUAUGUUUGAAUUACCCAUAGCUGGAAUUCUCCAACCCAUCCCAGAUCCUAAUUCUCCUACGAUUCAGCAUAUAUCACAGACUUAUAACAUUUCAGUUUCCUUUAAACAACGUUCUCGAAUGUACGGUGCUACUGUCAUUGUUAGAGGGUCACAGAAUAAUACUUGUGCUGUGAAGGAAGGAACAGCCAUGCUUCUGGAACACCUGGCUGGUAGUCUGGCCUCUGCAAUCCCUGUGAGCACGCAGCUAGAUAUUGCAGCACAGCAUCAUCUCUUUAUGAUGGGUCGAAAUGGCAGUAACAUCAAACAUAUCAUGCAGAGAACUGGUGCUCAGAUCCACUUCCCUGACCCCAGUAACCCACAAAAGAAAUCCACUGUCUACCUCCAGGGCACUAUUGAGUCAGUCUGUCUUGCCAGACAAUAUCUCAUGGGUUGCCUUCCUCUUGUGCUGAUGUUUGAUAUGAAGGAAGAAAUUGAAAUAGAACCACAGAUUAUAACUCAACUAAUGGAACAAUUAGAUGUCUUCAUCAGCAUUAAACCAAAGCCAAAACAACCAAGCAAGUCUGUGAUUGUAAAAAGCGUCGAACGAAAUGCCUUAAAUAUGUAUGAGGCAAGGAAACGUCUCCUGGGACUUGAAAGUAAUGGAGUCACCAUAGCAGCAAAUCCAUCUACAAUCUCAUGCCCCGUUGGCCUCUCGUGUCCUGGUUUGGACAUCUUGCCCUCAGCAGGGUUAGGACUCACUGGACUUGGUCUCUUAGGUCCUACUGCCUUAUCUGUCAACACCUCUACUGCUCCAAACUCGCUCUUGAAUGCCCUUAAUAGUUCUGUUAGUCCUCUACAGAGCCCCAGUUCAGGCACGCCCAGCCCUACGUUAUGGGCAACAUCUCUUGCCAACACAAGUGCCACAGGUUUUUCUGCUAUACCACAUCUGAUGAUACCAUCUACUGCCCAAGCCGCUUUAACUAGUAUUCUGCUAUCUGGAGUGCCUAAUUAUAGUCAGAACACUCCAUCUCCCCCUCCUGGCUUGACUCCCGUUGACAUUCAUGUCAAUGGCAUGAAAUCCGAGAACAAAAAAGGUUCAACUUCUUUAAACGGUCAUGUAAAGACAUCAAAUAUCAAGUAUGCUGCACUAUCUGCCUCAUCACUAGGAGAAAAUGUGUUGAGCACAAACCACAGUGAUUCAUCAAGGCAGACAAAUAGUCAUAGCACCUCAGAACAAGUGACCACCAAGUCAAAUACAGCAGAAGGCUGCAAUGAUGCUUUUGUAGAAGUGGGCAUGCCAAGAAGUCCAUCACAUUCAGCAAAUGCCAGUGAUCUGAAGCAAAUGAUGAGUUCUUCCAAACAGUCCUGUACUAAGAGGCAAACAGUAGAAUUACUGCAAGGAACCAAAAACUCUCACUUACACACCACAGAGAGAUUGCUUUCUGAUACUGAGCUGAGUGCUUCUGAAAAUCACGUUGCUGAUAAGAAAGCUCCUGGUAGUGAACGAGCAGCAGAGAGGGCAGCAGCUGCCCAACAGAAUUCUGAAAGAGUGCGCCUUGCUCCACAGUCGUCAUAUGUAAAUAUGCAGGCAUUUGACUAUGAACAGAAGAAGCUAUUAGCAACCAAAGCUAUGUUAAAGAAGCCUGUUGUAACAGAAGUGAGAACUCCAACGAAUACAUGGAGUGGCCUAGGAUUCUCCAAAUCUAUGCCUGCAGAAACGAUCAAGGAACUAAGAAGAGCUAAUCAUGUAUCGUACAAGCCGUCUAUGACAACUACGUAUGAAGGUUCAUCGUUGUCUCUCUCACGGUCCAGCAGUCGGGAACAUUUGGGAAGUGGUAGUGAAUCGGAUAACUGGAGAGAUCGGAAUGGUAUCGGUCCCUCAGCUCACAGUGAAUUUGUCUCGUCAAUUGGCAGCCCCAAGCGGAAACAAAACAAAUCAACUGAACAUUAUCUCAGCAGCAGUAAUUACAUGGAUUGCAUUUCCUCGCUGACAGGAAGCAAUGGCUGUAACCUGAACAGUUUGUUUAAGGGGUCUGAUCUGCCUGAGCUGUUCAGUAAACUUGGUUUGGGCAAAUACACUGAUGUAUUCCAACAACAAGAGAUUGACCUUCAGACCUUCCUUACUCUCACAGAUCAAGAUUUGAAAGAGCUAGGAAUUACUACUUUUGGUGCCAGACGGAAAAUGCUGCUUGCAAUCUCAGAUGUCUUGUUAUGGAUUGAUGAAGGGUUCUCAUAUAAUGAAGGAAAUCAUAAAGUGCCUCUUUUUCUGCAAUGAAAUAUGAAGUUUCCAAACAUUAAUUUGUUGAAAAGCAUUCCCCUAGGAAAUAUUGUGACUUACUUGUACUGUAAUGUAUUAUUUAUGUUCAGUGUACAAGCCUUUUAAGAUGGACAUAAACCACUGUCAAGUGCUCUUAACAGAAGACAUUAGAAUAACCAUUUACAGUAGUUGGUUUUUAUGCAAAAAUGGGGUGAGAAAUAGUUUUGACACUUUCUGUGUAUACAUCUUCUAAGGUGAGAAAAAAAUCAGUUUAUGAGAAAUUUGCACAUAAAGGGAAUUUUUAAGAGGUAAUUGCUUUGAGGACUUAGAUGAUGAAGCAGUAAUAAAAUGACCUGUUGCAAUUAGCAAAAAUUAACUGCUCAGUAUGGGGUUCAGCCAUAUCCACUUAAUGGUGUAUAGUGAAAUAACUUUCACUGCAAAUAAAAUAACAGCUAACUCUUUCAGUGUUUAAUGUUGCAGGACAAUGCAGUUUGCAAGCACAGAGCUGUAAGCAACAAAGUUGUGCCCAAAGUCUGUGAACAUAUCGGAUACUUGUGUAUAAUUCAGGCACGCUCAACUUUAUCAAACAACUAUGAGAGCUUAAAACGCUGAUCCUGGAAAUAAUUACUCUUCUGCUUAUUUUUAUACUUGUGAUUAGUCCCAUUGACAUGAGACUACUUACUUGUUCAAAGUUGAGCACUUGUGGGCUUGCAAGACCUAGGUUUGAAAAUCAAGUCUUAUAUGAACUUGUGUGUUUAGUUUUACAUAAUAUUUUAAAAUUAGAUUAAAUCUUUAGCAAAUCCACUUAGACAUUUGCCUACUUAGUUUGUGUAAUUUUUUUUAAGUUUCAACAUUUUACUUCAGCAAAAACUCCACAUGUCACUUUCUUUCAUUUUUUUCAUAAAUACAUAACAUGCAGUUUGAUAGUAUUAUAUCUGGAAGCUGAAAUUCUUACAAUAUUAAGUUGAUGUGGUCUUUUGCUGAGCAGUGCUUAUAUCAUCUAUUACCAAAGUGAAGAAUUUCCCAGUAAUAACAUUAUUUUCAGAAGGGCUGCACACAAAAAAAACACACACUGGAAAACAUUUUUCUCACUUCUUUUAAUUCCAUGAAGGGAAUAUGACAAUGCAAUAUACAGUGUUGUCAGUGUUGUAUUAUGCACAAAAUAUUUGACUUGCUAGAUUAAAAUGUUAGUUUUAAAUCUGUGCCUUAAUAGUGACCAGUUAUCUGUAAAUAUAGAGCAGAUACAGAUUGUAUUUUUUGUGGGUUGUCCUUUUAGUGAUUUUUUUAAAUGAAAGGUGGAAUUAAAAGUAUUAAAAAUGGGAAUUUUUUCAAAACUAAUCAAUUGUUACAUGGAAAAAAAUAAAUGUAUGUAACCCCUUGGUAUUCUGUUUGGUAAGUUAAAUGGUUUUUAUUUAGACCCGGGUCCAGCUGAAUUUUAGAUCUAGUCGCCAGGAUUGUUCAUUUGUUUCUGCAUUAUGGCCCUUGUAGUAUCCCUGACAAUGGAGAAGAGACAGGACUCGGGUAGUAAGCAGAAGGUAUUCUUUAUUUGGGAUGCUAGACACAACCAUUGUAGCUCUCUCUAGCUUGCAGAAUGAGGAAUAUAGCCUUGUUCUGCAGUGUGUUAGUACACCGGUGCAGUUAAGCCCUCGCUCAGAUUUGACAAGCAUGGAACACAUUACUGACUAUGCUGCAGUCCUGACUAGGGUUGCUCUUGUCUUUUGAAUUGUUUAAUUAUAUUAAGAGAAAUUAGCCAUGAGGCACAUACUAACAGCAUUAUUAUUAUUAUUAUAUGUAAUUUAGAUCUGUUUUAAUAACCUAUGUCUCAAUCCCAACGACACCCUCUGCAGAAUGCACAGGUCCCCAGUGCCCAGACAUGAUGCAGCCCUGCUAUGGGUUGCUAAUAGUACAGAAUCUUCUGCACACCCUACACAUAAGAGUUAAUUUAACCUUCCAUUCCUCAUCUAAUUUCUUUGAAUCCUUGACCCCUGGAUAAGGUUUUACUACAGUAAAGUCAACACCUUUCAGAUAUUAUAUUAAUACCCCUUAGUGGUACUUUCUAAAAUAGGUGUAAGAGGUCACAUAUAUUUGUGUGUAGAGAUACAUAAAUUGUGUGUAUAUGUGCAUAUAUAUGUUUAAUGUUCUCAAUGAGUAAAACUUUUGAAAAGGUGCCUACAUAAUAGAACUUGGGAUUCCUUUGGGGAGGUGCUUCCAGUGCUCUCGGCUCAAGAAAUAACCUAGGACAUGGGUCAUAAUAUAUUAAAUAUGUAAAAGCUUCCUUCAGUGAUGAACAUUUUUAUCAUCAGUUUCUACAAUGUAAAUACAAAACAGUUAUCAUGAAAAAUCUGUAUGAAUUCCUUAUUGGAUCUAUUUCAAAACUAGCUCAUGCACAAGAUGCUGUGAACAUCUAUAAAUAUGUUCCUUCAGCUUUCUGACUUUCUCCAUCAUUAAGCUGGGGGAAUUUGGACAAAAGUUGGACAGCCCUUGGAAAAUUUUCAAAAGGAGUUCUCUUGGAAUGCUUUGAACUCCAAAAAUGUGGAAUGAAUUUAUUCCAUACUGUUCAUAUAGUUAGAUCCAUACCCCAGAGUCAAUGGUAUAAAUUCAGUGAUGAACAUUUUUGUCUUUAUCAAAAACAAAAGUGGUGGUUAAAGCCGUUUAACUUCAAAAUUCAGUUCAGACUUAAUCAUGCUGCUGCUAUUGGGAUCUCCUCAACACAGAUAAAGCUCAUUUGGUUUUUUAAUGUUUUUUAAAUUGUCUCUUUAGAGAGAACCAGCCUUCUGUUGAACAAACUAUUGCAUUAGAAACACCAGUCAGUAUGAUGUAUUUUAAAGAAAAAGAAACUUACCAUUGCAGAAAUUAUGCAAGUCAUGUCUUGUCAAUGAGGUGGCAAAAUUUGCAGAUGAUCCAAAACUACUCAAGAUUGUUAAGUCCAAAGUAAAUUGUGAAG
This is a messenger RNA of Terrapene triunguis (Three-toed box turtle), 5925 nucleotides long. It is a transcript of the gene BICC1, whose product is annotated as BicC family RNA binding protein 1. NCBI's taxonomy places the organism in Eukaryota, Metazoa, Chordata, Testudines, Emydidae. The record is from RefSeq and is a predicted model, not a curated record. The coding region runs from base 117 to 2999 and encodes 960 amino acids. Gene Ontology annotation, cellular component: cytoplasm. The transcript is spliced from 21 exons. Gene Ontology annotation, molecular function: RNA binding; protein binding.